Messenger RNA from Malassezia sympodialis ATCC 42132, 1665 nucleotides. RefSeq names its product alpha/beta hydrolase. The record is from RefSeq and is a predicted model, not a curated record. NCBI's taxonomy places the organism in Eukaryota, Fungi, Basidiomycota, Malasseziomycetes, Malasseziales, Malasseziaceae. Gene Ontology annotation, molecular function: hydrolase activity.
AUGUGCGUGAAGCUGGCGAAGGAUCUACAAUGCAUUGUUCUGGACUGUGACUACCGCAAGGCACCUGUGCACAAGUUCCCUGCUGCUCAUGAGGACACUGAGGAUGCUGUUCUAUAUGCAAUUGCCAACCCGUCUUUGUACGAUGCAAAGCGUCUCACCGUCGGUGGAUCGAGUGCAGGUGGCAACAUGGCCCUAUCGAUCAGUGCGCACUUGGGACCGGAGCGUGUGAAAGGAUGCUUUGCUUUGUACCCUGCUCCGAAUGUGUGCCGUAUUUCCGAAGUUGACAAAGUCUUCAAGUGCACAGAUCCGAACUACCACAGCGGUAUUAUCAUCCCGAAUGAACUAAUGGCCUUCUUUAUCGAAUCAUACACCAACUCUGACGAGGAUACAGAAAACCCGCGUCUUUCACCGAUUCGAUACCCUCAGGAAAAGUUCCCCAAGCAUGUCCUGAUUGCCUGUGGCUCAGCCGACUCUCUCUUUGAAUCGUGUCGCCAGAUGCUGGACCACCUGCACGACGGGGUCGAUGAAGAGUUGCGCACGACCCGCUCCUUCUUGUCGAUUCCGCAAGAGGCGCAUGAAUUCAACAACUUCCCUGAUGCGUCUGCGUCUGUUGAAUGGCGGGAUGAAAUGGAAGAGGCGGCCAAGGCUUUGAUCCUGGAUUCAGUAGGCCGCCUGCAUCAUGAGUGGUCGUGGCGUUAUAUCAGCCUUUGGCUUCAUGUCUUUAUUCUUCGCCUGCUAGCCGAGGUGGAAGUGGCUAUGACCGAGAAGCUGCGUCCGCCAGUGGCCCCAGACGUGAAGGUCACAAAGGUCCGCGUCCCAUCGCGCGAUAAAGGCCGAUCCAUUGUAGCCUUCAUCUACGAGCCUUUGGAUAAGCCGGAAGGACCUCUUCCUGUAAAUAUGAACCUCCAUGGUUCCGGCUUCAUGGUCCCCGCCUUUUUUGGCAAUUCUCGCUACUUCAACUCCCUUGUGGCAUCCAAGCUUAAGUGCUACGUGAUCGACUCGGACUACCGAAAAGCGCCUGAAUAUCCAUUCCCAUUUCCUCUGCAUGAUUGUCAUGACGUGAUGUCGUGGAUUUUUUCCAAUGCAGAAGGCAAGUUUGAUCUCGAUCGUGUCUCCAUCACAGGUUUUAGCGCCGGUGGCAACCUGGCGCUGUCAACUGCCAAUGUCAUCGGGCCGGAGCGCAUCAAGGCGGUGGUGACGUUUUACCCUCCGACUGAUGCCACCUCAUCGGGUGCACCAGUGGGUGACCGCAGCAAUCCCCCAUGUGAGUUCCGCAGCGGCGUGAUUUUGGAGCCAUGGGCCUUUCGUGUUAUGUACUCGUCGUAUGUGCCGAUGCAGCUGGAUCCAGCAAUCCCUGAACUCUGUGUGGUCAAUCUUCCCCUGGAGAGAUACCCCGACUACACAAUGUUUAUCGCGGGGCAGGCCGAUGUUCUCUACCUGGAUUCAAAAACCUUUUACGACCAUAUUAUGAAGAAUGGGUCGCUGGCGCAAAAGCAGCGUUCUCGCUUUAUCAGCGUCCCCAAUGAAGCGCACGCCUUCGACGAGCAGCCGAAGCAUCCUGAAUCGGUUAAGUGGCGCGAUACCGUGUACUAUGAAGCCAUUAGGAUGAUCGAACAGGCUUGGUACCCUGACCGCGAACCCACCGUGUUGCCAUACGGCUCAUAG